AUGCUUCACGAGAUUCUCCUCUCCCUCUCCGGCCAGCCAUCCCCCCUCUUCAGUCCUCCACAAGGGAAAGACGCUCUCGAUCAAGAUGAUCUCGCCCUUCUCUCUCCUCCGGAGAAAGCACUCCUCGGAUCAGUUGCCCACCUAAGCCAACUCCACGCGCAAUUACGAUACCACACCUCCCAGAUAUCCUCCUCUCAUGGCUCCGUGAUUUGUCGCUCCGUCUCCACGACUAUCGCUACGGCGCACCUGGGUGAAUUCCAAAAGAAGAUCCUCGAAGUGGAAAAAGCAAUUCUCGCCGAAGAUAGCGGAUUCGUGGGCGGGUACGGUAUUGUCCCAUUGUCAACACUGGUCGGAGAAUUUGCUCCUUGGACGCGACGCAUGGAGUGGCUAUGGGAAAUCGCCAAGUUCAUCUUGCCAGAGAAGCCAACCGCGAUGCGCUCGUAUGGGUGCUCGGGGGCGGGGUUGAUCGACCAUCUGCGGGCUGAAACCCAAACUGGGUACCUCGACAUCAAGGAGAUGGCGGUACAGCUAGUGACUGCAGCGGAAACGGCAUGGAUGAAACAGCUGUCCAUGUGGCUGCUUUACGGGAACCUGCCCAUGUAUGGGAAAGAGGACUUUUUCAUCCACGAGGACGAAGCCGAGGAUGAUGAUAGCCAGUUCAGCAUGAAACCGAACCUACGCCCGAAAUUCGUCUCCGUGCAAACGGCAGGGUCGAUUCUCUUCAUCGGGAAGUCCCUGAAUCAUAUCCGUGCGAAGAAGAAAACACCCGGACGGAUCUCGAUGGCGCCGGUGACGCUGUACCAGGAGCACAUCGAGCACUUAGCGGGCUUGAAAUCACCCAUCUCGGCCUCGAAGCUCUCUACAGCGGUGGACUGGAUUCGACUUUCGCUGUCCCAAUCCACAUUAUCUAAGCUGCUUCCGCUUCCCAAGAUUCUGGAGAUGCUCGAACUACUCCACAAUUUCCUGCUGCUGGGACGGGGUGAAUUUGCUGUGGCAUUGGUCGCGCAUGCAGAUUCCCGCAUGGAAGAAAGUCGACGACGAGGGGCUCGCGGUCAAGCGCCUGGGGCGUUGCAAAGUUACCUAGUCAAAGAGGGAGACGUGAUGAGUGCACUGGCCCAGGCUUGGGCAGAGCUUUUUUCUCUACAAAAGGAAGAAGACCCGGCAGAUGAGGAGCUCGAGCUGGCUCGGGAAAUCCUUCGGUUAUCGAUCAGCGAGCGAAAGAGUGGUCGUGCAGCGACCCCGCCGCAGGGAUUAGGAGUGGUGCCUGAGAUUUCCACGGUCUCGUUCGAAGAUCUGCUAUUCCCCACUCCCACGAGUCUGACAGCGCAAGUCCGCGCUCCACUUGACUUGUUCCUCUCCGGUUCGGACAUCGCCAUCUACUCCAAGAUCCAUUCAUACCUGCUGGGAAUCCGACGAGCCCAGAUCCGCCUCGGAGAUCUAUGGAAGCGAACCUCACUACGAAGGAACCAUCCCUCGCCAUGGGGCCCGCCACGAAGUAACAGUGCGUUCGGUCAAAAUAAGCUCAAAGAGAGUCGGGAGAGGGAUAAUGCGCGGAUCCGCCACAUGCGACCGGUUUGGGCAACGGGCAGUGCUUGCCUUUUUGUUCUCUCGGAGAUCGGCACGUUUUUCCAAGGGGAAGUCAUUCAUGAGUCCUGUCAGCACCUACGCGAAUGGGUUCAAGGGAUCCCCGAAUCCACAUCGGCCCCUGGAUCUCGACCAGGGACUGCAUCUUCCUCCAAACCGCCCCAGAAUCCGCGAGCUGCCACGCCGGACCGAACUUCGAGCCGACCGUCCUCGCAGUCAGGACCGUCCUUGGUGCGGCAUGACCCCGAGGCUCUGACCGUAGCCCACCGUCGCCACCUGUCAAGCCUUGUGAAAUCUUUGUUCCUGACGGAAGUGUCAUUCACCUCCGCACUGCGGGCCCUUCUGACAAGUGUGGACAUCUUCGUGGCGCUCACAAUCCGCCUUGAGACAAUUCAACGUAAUAUGGAUCUCGAAACCGACGAAGGAGUGGUAGACGCUCUGGUCGACUACGCGCAGGAGGAACAGGAAGUUUGGCAGGAACUACGAGUUACGGGCGACAACGUGCAGAGCGGUAUGAAGGAUCUCGUCGCGAGCCUACGUGAAAUCGACGAUAGUCGAUCGGGAGGAGAGAGUCUCGGGACUGCCACAACGGGACAAUCGGGGACGGGGCCGAGCACGGGCCCCGGGUUCCGCCACUACGUUCCGCGCCAACCAGCGGGCGUGGAUCGACUGCUAAUGAAGCUGGACUUCGGCAGCCUGCGUGGCGCGGCGAUUACGGGCCUGGCAUUGGAGUAG
Molecule: messenger RNA, 2319 nt
Organism: Penicillium cinerascens
Lineage: Eukaryota; Fungi; Ascomycota; Eurotiomycetes; Eurotiales; Aspergillaceae
Exons: 1
Coding region: 1-2319 (772 amino acids)
Biological process (GO): spindle assembly; mitotic cell cycle; cytoplasmic microtubule organization
Cellular component (GO): centrosome; equatorial microtubule organizing center; spindle pole
Molecular function (GO): gamma-tubulin binding; microtubule minus-end binding
Source: RefSeq, a predicted model, not a curated record